AUGGCUGCCCAGGUGCCGAAGCUGGAGCCGCCGGUGCUGGCGGAGCUGUCGCAGGAGCUGCAGCGAUUCCAGGUGGGCGACCAGCAGCUUUGGGAGGCGCUGGUCCAGGACACGGCACGGAGGCCGCAGGAGUUGAAGCCGCUGGACAUCGUCUACCUCCUGGACGCUUUCCGGCGGGCGUUGAGUUUCGGAGUCCGCCCCGCGCCGGCCCUGGAGGCCACGUGCCAGCGCAUCAUGGAGUGCUAUCAGGACUUCAACUCGAAGCAGUGCACUGGCGCCCUGGGCUCCGUGUGCCGCCUGAGUGGGCACAUCGAUAGCUCCCAGCAGUACAAGGUGAUGCACCUUCUGCUCGGCCAGUGGCUGGCUUCCCAGCCUGCGAAGUGGGAAACCACGCCCUCGAACCAGGUGAUCUCCGUGGCGGUGUCGCUGAGCGGCCUCGGGGUGUUGAGCGACAGGACAGAGACCUUCCUGGCUGCGGCGUCCAGCUGGGCAUUGCGCUGGGGAGCGCCGGAGGGUGGUGCUUUGUCGGCAGAGGAUUUGGUGGUGCUGCUCUGGUCUCUGAAGGAGAUGACGCCCUUGGGGCUGGCCAGAUACCGGGAGUUGGUCCAGCUCUCCUUGGUCCGGAUACGGGCGGCGGCGACCUACGAGGACUGGACACUGGUACGACAGGGGCAGGCCUUGGAGGUCUUGCUGAGCGCAAAGCACGCUCUGGUGGAAGAUGGUGCCGACCUUGCGGUGGCCGAGGAGCUUCUGCUGGGCAUCGAGGCCCCCAUGACCGCCGCGCUCUCGAAGCAGCUGGCACAGGCGCCCUGCAGUUUCCUCGCCAAGGUGCUGGCCACCGGAGAGCAGGGUGGGACAGACUUCUGGUUGCGCUGUUCCGGCCUCACGGAGGCGGCCGGUGGCCCAGCGGAGCUUUGCUUGACUUGUGAUCGACACUUUUUCGGCUUUGGGGCAUUCGGCUUGGCCAUGCCGCAGCCUGUGAGCACCGUGCGGAUUGUGGGCUAUGGCAUGACGGCUUUGGGGAAGCUGCGGCGCAGCGCCACGGAGUUGAUGCAGGAGGCGCUGCAGAAGGCGCUGCAGUCCACGGGUCUGCAGAUGAAGGACCUGGAUGGCCUGGUGGCGGUGCCUUCUCUGUCGCACCCGCACUUUAUGGAGGCGCACUUCCUGGCAACCCAGGUGGGUCUCCUGCCGCGGCAGAACGUCCGGGUGCGAACCAUCGACACGGGCGGGGCGGGGCCGGUGAGUGGCUUGCUGGAGGCCGUGCGCAUGGUGAAGGCGGAGCGGUGCCAGGCGGUGGCGGUGGUGGCGGGGGACGCGGUGAGCUCCCUGGCCACCGCGGACUUCCUGGCCCGCGCGGACCAGGGCUGCCGGGACCCACAGGGCCUGCUUCCCUCGCCGUGUAUCCCCAACGGCUAUGACCAGGUGGCGCGGUGGCAGAUGGGUCGCUCAGUGAGCCGGGAGCAGCUGGCCAUGGUCUCCGUGCUGAUGUCCCGUCAGGCGCAGCGGCAUCCCUUGGCGCUCACCAAGCGGCCCCACUCCUUGGAGGAUGUGCUGUCCUCCAGGAGCAUUGCACCGGCCACCAAUCUUCUGGAGUGCGCCCGGCGGGCCGACGGGGGCGCCGCGAUCAUCGUCGCCAGCAGCAGCUUCAUGGACCAUCACCUGGGGCACGACGUGGUCAGCAGCAAGGACGGGGCGGUGAGCGAGCGCUUGGGCCCCGUGGCGGCCUCCGGGGGCGUGGUGGUCCUGGGGGGCGGCGAGGCCAGCGGGCCGCUCUUCCCGCCCAGAGACAUCGACGAGGCGAUGUUCAGCUGCGAGGCCGCGGCCCAGUCGGCCUUCUCCGAGGCCCAGCUGCUGCCGGGGGACGUCGAUUGGUUCGGGCUCUAUGACUGCUACCCGGUGUGCUUCGUGCGCGCGCUGGAAGCCUGCGGGGUGGCAGCCAAAGGCCAGGGUGGCCAAUGGGUGGAGCAGAUGUUCAAGCGGACGCAGUCGGAGUACCAGCCGGCGGACUUCCCCAUCAACACCCACGGCGGGCUUUUGGCCUUCGGAGCACCUUGGGAGGUGCCGGCGAUGUACAACAUCAUAGAAGCCUGCGAGCAGCUCACGGGCGCCGCGGGGCCGCGCCAGGUGCCGCGGGUGCGGCGGGCGCUGGUGUACGGAAACGGCGGCAUAUUUUCCCAUAGCUCGGUCGCCAUUCUCGCCAAGCCCGUCGACUGA
This is a messenger RNA of Effrenium voratum, 2214 nucleotides long. The record is from the annotation of a GenBank genome assembly. NCBI's taxonomy places the organism in Eukaryota, Dinophyceae, Suessiales, Symbiodiniaceae.